Messenger RNA from Labeo rohita (rohu), 3958 nucleotides. RefSeq names its product TELO2 interacting protein 1 (gene tti1). The record is from RefSeq and is a predicted model, not a curated record. Gene Ontology annotation, cellular component: cytoplasm. The transcript is spliced from 8 exons. Gene Ontology annotation, biological process: chromatin remodeling. Bases 295 to 3501 code for a protein of 1068 amino acids. NCBI's taxonomy places the organism in Eukaryota, Metazoa, Chordata, Actinopteri, Cypriniformes, Cyprinidae.
ACAUGCUGGUUGUGUUUGUGCAACACUGUAAUCUUUGCAUGUGUCGUUUUAAAUAAUAAUAGCAGUCAUUUGAUAGUUCUAUGUGUGAUUUUGUCUAAGAGACCCAGCUUUUGUUUUGAUAGCAGGUAUAGAGGAUAUCUACCUGGACUGAAUUUUGUCAUAUUAUGUUUGAAAUGUUGAAAUGAAACAGGAGUUUAAUGUCAUGAUUAUGAUAUUGAAACUGCAUGAGUGCUGUCGCUGACAUGACUUAGCUGGACUGAACCACUUAAAAUCUCAACGCUCCAUACAUGAAGAAUGGCUGAACAUCAGGUCGAAGAUCCAAAGAUUGCAUUUGCAUAUCUCCGUCCAUCCUGUGUCCUCCUUACCAAAGAACCUACGACUGCUAACGUAGAAGCUCUUAGCGGUCAUCUCCGCAGUAUAAGCGAUGGAGCUCUCCAACAGCUCCAGGACUAUGUUCUGUUUCCCCUCAGAUUUGUCCUUAAAACUCCCGGCUCCAAGCGGGAGGGACUCAUCCAGGCGGUCAUGGAAGCUAUGACGUAUGUGCUGGAGAACACAUGCGUUCAGAGUUGGGAUUCUCUGCGGGAUCUCUUCUCCGAGCUGUGCCUUUGUCUUUGUUCUCCAAAAGACCCCGGAAAACCCGCCAAAACGUCUGAGGAAAUAAAGCUGGCUGUCCUUAGAUGCCUGGACGCCCUUAUGCACUCUGCCUACGGUGACAUUGUUUUUAAACUCUACGAGCCAAGCAUGUUGCCUGGACUUGGAGCCGCUGUGUCGCUACUUCUGGCACUUGCAGAGCAUGAAAAAGCCAGAAGAGUUCAAACGGCUUCUCUUAAAUGUCUCCUUUCGUUGUUUCACCAGUGCAACUGUGAAGAGGAACACAUUGAGCCGGGACAAGAUGAGAGAUAUCUACUCGGACGCACCCUAGCCACUUUUUUACCUGGGAUUUCUCAAGCCCUGAGUCACGUAAUAAGUGGAGACGUAAGACAAGGCCAUGCAGUUACAGUGAAGGCCAUGAGGGUUUGGUACAAAGCGGUUGGUCUGGUAAUGGCUGAUGAGCAGCUUCAGAAGACAGACAAUGAUGUGGCAGCUGGUGAUCUGGGAAGGAUUGCGGAGCUUGUUGUAAAAAGGACUCCAUCCUGGCGGAAAGCCACAUCCCAACGCCUUGCUAUGGUCUUACAGAAGAUCAUUUCUUGCACAUCUGCCCACCCGCACUGGAGAGUAAGACUUGAGUUGGUCAAUCUAUCCCAUUUCCUCCUUUCUCAGUGCAGCCAGUCUGUGGGUGAAUGUGUCGGUCCUCUAUUGGAAGCAUUGGUAGGCGCCAUCAACGAUGAGGAGCCUGAGGUUAAGGACAGGUGCAGUGCAGCACUGGAUGAGGUGGCACAUAAAGGUCAGGACUUCACUGAUAUUCUAUCCGAAAACCUCCACAACUUGGCGUCAUCCUUACCUAGACUCAUGAGAACGUCCGAUGACCAGCGCAAGCUCUUUGUUCUUAACGUGUUCCUUGGGUACCUCAAGAUUCUGGGGCCCAAAGUGGAUGUGGUACUAACGUCAGCAGUACAUCUUGAGCGUAUCUCCAAAGCGCUGAUGCAGGUGAUGGAGCUGGACGUAACUGAUGUGAAGAUCAUUGAGGAGAGAACUCUAACAUCUUCAAAAGACUUGAGACCUGACGUGCACCAAAUCCCAUCCCAGAGGAAAUACUUCCUCUACUUCACAGACGACAAGAUAUUCUCAGCACUAAGGAAGAUAUGCCGCAUGUUGGGAUAUUAUGGAAACCUCUACCUUCUUGUUGACCGCUUCAUGGAAUUGUACAAGGAGUCUUUGUUUUAUAGAAAGCAAGCUGCUUUGGUCCUCAACGAGAUUGUUGUUGGUGCCGCAGGCAUUGGCGUAGAGACGGACAGUUCGAGGAUCGAUUGUUCCGGAGCAAAUCAAGACGACUUGAAAUCUUCAAUCACGUCCAUCAUUGAGGAGUACAUCAGUUUGGGCAACUGGCAUCUCCCUACAGUCUCUGAAGCCUUGGAAGGGAAACUUGAGUCUGCAACCUCCUUGGUUCCCAACAGUCUAGAACAAAAUUGUCUGCAACUGCUUCCAGCAUCCAAAACUCCAACGCUCCACCAACUCAACAGCAACAUCUGGCAAAUCUGUAUCCAGCUGGAAGGCAUUGGAGGCUUCGCCCUAGCUUUAGGCAUUGAUUUCCGUCUGCUUCUAAUGACGUCACUAUACCCUGUCCUGGAGAAGGCCGGAGACGAGUCGCUUCUCGUCAGCCAAGCGGCUUUUAGCGCCAUGUGCGACCUUUGCAAGGCUUGUGAUUACAGUUCACCCAAAGAGCUGGUCAUCAAGAACUCAGACUAUCUUCUCAAUGAUGUUUCUUUAAACCUAACCAGACCCAGGAUUCACCCUCAUGCUCCGCGGGUUCUUGCGGUCAUGUUUACUCACUCGGAUGCCAGUCUGCUGCCUCUAGUGGUCGAUGUGGUGCAGGACGUGUUAACGGCACUGGAUCUCAGCUAUGACCAGAGAGCGCCACAGUUCUGUAGUGUGCUACACUCACUCAUGAAAGCACUUGUGAGAUGGUUCCCCGCUACUAUGGGACGCCAGAAGACACCCAAAAAAGAGACCCAGAAUAAAGAGUGUGUGAACUUGAGGCAGUUUCUCUUGGACUAUAAGAAGCAGAAGGAGCUAGCAGAAGGCGUUGGUGUAGAGGAGGAAGAUCCUAAUGAUUUAGAUGGUCCUCCACCAGCUUCUGAUGAGGACACGGAUGGUCCUGCAGAGAAAAAGGAGCUUCCUCUACACAUCCAGAUUGCAAAAGACGUGAUGGAACGAUGCAUACACCUGCUCUCCGACUCCAACCUGAGAAUCCGGCUCAAGGUGUUGGACAUCCUGGAAUUGUGUGUGUUUGUUUUAUGUGAGUGCGAGGACGAGCUGCUUCCCAUGGUGCACCGGUGCUGGCCUGCUCUCCUCCAUCGUCUCACCAAUGAUGACCCUCUUGCUGUACCGCGAGCAUUCAAGGUGUUGUGUGUUCUGGGCGAGUCGUGUGGAGAUUUCCUGAGGAAACGUGUGUCUAAGGAGGUUCUGCCCCGUCUCACCUCCUCUCUGGUGAAGCAGGCGGAGGUCAGCGCUCGCUCCGGGCCCGUCUACACACACACGCUGGCUUACAAACUCCAGCUCGCCGUGCUGCAGGGUCUCGGACCUCUGUGUGUGAAACUGGACCUGAUGGAGGCGGAUCUGGAUCGAGUGAUUGACGCCUGUCUUCCGUACCUGAGCUGCCGACAGCCAAUCAAGCUGCAGGAGGCGUGUCUCAGUGUGUUUCGCUCACUGAUGGAUCUGGACGCUGAUCUGUGCUGGUUCAGUCUGAAUGAGCUGUGCUGUCCCGUCAUGUACGAGCCGCCUCAUCCUGAUCUGCUGCCCGUGACGCUGACUGGAUCAGACAAGCCCAGAAACCAAUUCACAGACAACGUCCUCAAAUUACUGCAGGAGUUUGAUCCCCCGCAGGAACAGGAUGCCACAUAACAGGGUUUCAUACAUAUGAACGCUAGAUUUGAGACGAUGAAUGUUUAUAGGAUGCUGAUCUUCCUUGGCGACAUAUUUGACUGGAAAAACUUUUGGAUGAGGCUGAAAAGACUUUUUCAUAUGAUGCAAAUAGUUAUAUCUACAAUAGAACAAACUGUUAUUCCUUACACAAAAAAAAAAUACAAAAAUGUAUAUGUAGAUAAUUUUUUUCUAAUAAAAUUCCAUGUUUGGAAUUAUUAACAAGUUAUUGUUACUUCUCUAAAAUAAAAAAUAAUAAUAUAGGAUCUUUCAGAAUCAUAAUUUUUUUUUUGGAUGACAUUUGUGGUUUAUAUCAAAUACUACAGUUUUACUGUAAUAAUUAUCUGGUAUUAUGGCAGAAAGCAAUCAGUAACAUUAUAGAGGUUUGUUUGUGUUAUGCCUGUUUGUACAAUACAAAAUUAAUUUUAUUUUACAUUAU